AUGUGUGUUAUUCAUGCUUUUUAUGGUAUCCUAGGUAUUUAUGUUAUUUAUGCUAUUCAUGGUUUUUAUGGUAUUUGUAUUAUUCAUGGUUUUUAUGUUAUUUAUGUUAUUCAUGGUUUUUAUGGAAUUUUAGGUAUAUAUGUUAUUCAUGGUAUUUCAGGUAUUUAUGUUAUUUAUGCUAUUCAUGGUUUUUAUGUUAUUUAUGUUAUUCAUGGUUUUUAUGGAAUUUUAGGUAUAUAUGUUAUUCAUGGUAUUUCAGGUAUUUAUGUUAUUUAUGCUAUUCAUGGUUUUUCUGGUAUUUAUGUUAUUCGUGGUGGCUAA
Messenger RNA from Didymodactylos carnosus, 321 nucleotides. The record is from the annotation of a GenBank genome assembly. NCBI's taxonomy places the organism in Eukaryota, Metazoa, Rotifera, Eurotatoria, Philodinida, Philodinidae.